UGUGGUGGGGGAAGGAGAGGGCCCGGUUUCGGGCUGUUGGCUUCCAGGAUGGAGGGCGGGUCUGUGUCCAACGUGGAGGUUUGUAACUUGGCUUACACGGGGCGGCUGGAGGAGCUGAAGGAGCGGCUGAGCGCCAACCGGAGCUUGGCGGAGCGCGCGGACCAGGAUAACAGGACAGCCCUACACUGGGCAUGUUCAGCUGGGCAUGCAGACAUUGUCGACUUUUUACUAAGUCUGGGAGUGCAUGUUAAUGACAAAGAUGAUGCGGGCUGGAGUCCUCUGCAUAUUGCUGCAUCUGCUGGCCGAGAUGAAAUUGUGAAAACUCUCAUUAGGAAAGGUGCUCAGGUGAAUGCUGUCAAUCAGAAUGGCUGCACGCCUCUGCAUUAUGCAGCAUCCAAAAAUAGGCAGGAGAUUGCACUAAUGCUGUUGGAGAAUUGCGCUAAUCCAGAUGCAAAAGAUCACUUGGCAUCUACUCCACUACACAGAGCAGCAUCCAAAGGAAACCUGAAAAUGAUACAAAUUCUUUUGAAGUACAAAGCUUCUGCCAAUCUACAGGAUUCAGAAGGAAACACAGCUCUCCAUUUGGCCUGUGAUGAAGAGAGAGCGGAUGAAGCUAAACUACUAGUGUCUCACGGAGCAAGCAUAUACAUUGAGAACAAAGAAGACAAGACUCCAUUGCAAGUUGCAAAAGGUGGCCUGGGUUCCAUACUAAGGAGGCUAGUUGAAGGCUAGCUCUGUCAGUCAAAUUGAAUUCCAUUCUUUGUGAAAGUACUGAAGACUUUUCACUGUCUUUAGGUUGGCUUUAACAGUCACAACUUGAAUUUUUAUUGUACUGCAUCAAUUACACUUCUCUACAUUUUCCAUGGCCAAACAAAACUUUAUAAUUUUUUGUUGCUAAGUUUAUUGUUGCUUUAAAAAAAUUUAAAGCCCUGCUUUUCCUAUAGAAAGAAUCUAUCUUUCCAUACAGGUUCUAACGAUCUUUUUAAAUACAUUUGCUUGUAAAGGAACAGUAUUCAAUAUUUCCUCAAGGCAGUUCUUGUUAACUAAGUUUAUUACUCAGUUCAAGUGUCAUCAUGGUUGUGCGAAAUAAAAUUUGGGGAGGGAGAAUGAGGACUGUGUAAAAGUUGUUUGCUUUGUUGUAUGUCUCCUUGGAAUUCUUAUUUACAGAAACCAGUUGGUUCAACCUUAUACCAAGUACAGGGAGAGUGUUACAGGAAUGGAGCAUUGUGGGAAGGCAGUGGGCUUAAUUCAGCUAAAGCGAUUAUAGACAUAGUAAGGCUGUAAACAAAAAUAGUCAAGUGCUGUGGCACCUUAACAGAUUAAAAGGGUUACUGCGCCAUGAACUUGUGUAGACAACUGUCAAUCUCAGUAGGCUGCUUCUUAAACAAAAUAUGUUUGUUUAAAAUGUUGCUAAGUAACAGCUAUAAAGACAACAAAUAAAUCCCAAUUUUUGCAGUAAGAA
Molecule: messenger RNA, 1462 nt
Organism: Podarcis muralis (Common wall lizard)
Lineage: Eukaryota; Metazoa; Chordata; Lepidosauria; Squamata; Lacertidae
Gene: PSMD10
Product: proteasome 26S subunit, non-ATPase 10
Molecular function (GO): protein binding
Source: RefSeq, a predicted model, not a curated record